UGGUGACAUGGGCAAACGGCGCUUCUUACUGCGUAGGAAACGGAGGGCGGUUGUGGUGUCUAUGUCAGGUGUGAGGGUCAGGUGGGGACUGCCUGGAGAUUGAACCCGGAAGCGAAGGCGCCAGCGGCAGCGCCAGGAGGUGUCGUGGUUCGGUUCGGGAGAGCGUCUGAGGCGGGUACGCGUUAGAGAGAGGCUUGGGGAAAAGAAGAUAUGUUCAACUUUUUCCGAAAAAGCCAAGACUCUAAGAAGGUGUCAUUGCCAGAAAGAGAGGCAGAUGGAUUUGUUCUUUUGGGUGAUACAAUUAAUGAACAGAGAAGAGCAUCUGAAGAUAAAAACUCAUUUCCUGAGACAGGACCUACAUACAGUCAACCUGUUCAGCCAAAUACAGAAAAACAUUCACAUUUGACUGUAGUGGGUGCUGAGGAGGGAAAUGAGACAAGUCAACAUUUGGAAAGCAAUCAUUUCAUGUCAGAGUUCCUCAGUGAUGUACCCUUCACCCUAGCACCCCAUGUGCUAGCAGCACAGGACACCUCUAAUGGCCUUCCAGACCAAUUGCUCUCCUACAACAUCAAUGAUAAUUUAUCAAGAUUUUGGUAUGAUUUUACACUUGAAAAUUCAGUGCUUUGUGAUUUGUAAUAUGUCUUUAUCUUUCUGUCCCUUUGAAUGUGCACCGUAACAACUUGAAGAUAAUUACACAAAUAUUUUGUUUUGUAACUUAACUGCUUAAAUGUUUUUGUGGUAUGCCAUUUAUAUAACACAUGCAUAAAAACAAAAAUAAUUAAAAUCUCAUACUGUUUUAUUCCUUAACAUAGCAUCUUACAUUACACUUAAGUAACUUUUCAGAAAUACUGAAUUUGUUCCUAAAAUAGUCAAGCAGAACUAUUAGUUUUGUUUAAUCCUGAGUAAGAGAUCCAUUUGUUAAUACAUUAAUUGGUGACUGUCAAUAAGUGGACUGUAUAUGCACACAUUUCAUUAUUUUUACCUGUGAUGUCAUGGACUUCUGCAGCAUUUGAUAUUUUACUCUGAUGCCACAAAUGCAAAGCCUGUUGUGCAUAUUUCUUUUUAGACUGUCUUUGCUUUUUCCAGGGAUGGAAAUGAAUGCUGAUUGUAAAUGAAGUCAUGCUAUUUUGCAUUAUAAUAGGCAACUGAUGCUCCAGUCUUAAAUGCUGCUUUUUAAACUUCUGAAGAAAGUUUACAGGUUUAACUUUGUUAGUAUGAUUGAGUAGAUUUUACCAUACUCAAAACAUAAAGCUAGUCAGCUUCUCCUUUUUCCAGUAGACCUUGCUGUUCAUCUUACCAUGUCACUUCGGUCUCUCUCUUUCUCUGUCUUUCUCAAGGGUUUUCUCUCUAACUGCCCUGCAUUUGCUGUUUUUUCUCAUUGCCACAUGUGUUCCUGGUUUAUGCAUAGAUCAGUUUUUCCUUUUUAACCUUUGUGCCCCCUAAAGAAAGAAAUCUCAGGAUAUGUACUUUUAAUGGUCAUACCCUUGUUUUUUUAAUUGUGGCCCAAAGAUACAGAUGGCAGUGUUUAACUACUACAAAACAUUAAAUUGUUCCAUACCCAACUAAAUACCUAAAAAUUCAUUUCAAGCCUUGAAUAUGCAUAUUUUAUUAUAGCUAAACCCUAACUAAAUUGCUGUUGCCCAAUGAACUGCUCACUGAAGUCUUUUGUGGUGUGUGUAAAUAAUUCUCUGUGCCAUAUGCAAGAUUAAAUUUGUUUUGACUAUCAGGAAAAAAUAUAUUUACUGUGCCAACUGUAAGUGGGUAUUUUCAUAAGAAAUGUGUGACAUAGGAUAUUUAAAAACAUAUGUACAGGUUUUCACAUUUGUGUGCUUUUAAGAUGUUUGGGAUAAUAAAUACCACAACCGAUAGAGAAGCUAUGUUGUAAUUACGUUUUGGUUUGUUAAAAUGAUCAUAUUUUCUCAGAUUUUUUUCUGGAAAACCUAUGCAUUUCAUUAGUUUGUUUGCAGUCUGUAUCUGUUAAGUUUAUAAAUAUGUUUUGAGCUACUUGUUUUCAGGGAAAGUAUCUAUAUUGCACUUAAAUAAAAGCUGUGGUUAAAUAAUAUAUUAACA
Messenger RNA from Terrapene triunguis (Three-toed box turtle), 2070 nucleotides. RefSeq names its product UBAP1-MVB12-associated (UMA) domain containing 1 (gene UMAD1). The transcript is spliced from 4 exons. The record is from RefSeq and is a predicted model, not a curated record. NCBI's taxonomy places the organism in Eukaryota, Metazoa, Chordata, Testudines, Emydidae. The coding region runs from base 211 to 636 and encodes 141 amino acids.